Messenger RNA from Prorocentrum cordatum, 1048 nucleotides. The record is from the annotation of a GenBank genome assembly. Lineage: Eukaryota; Dinophyceae; Prorocentrales; Prorocentraceae.
CACUGUCCGUUUUGCUCCUGCUUCUUGUCGUCGUUGCCGUUGUCUCCAUCUUCUCUCGGACCUCCGUUCCCUUCCUCGCCCACUGCGCUCACCUUCUCCCCCGUAGCGGGCUGCGGAGACGCGAUGCCCACCGAUGGCAGCGGCGGCUCCGUCAACCUUUCGGACUUCAGCAGCGACGACCUUCUCGGCACCGGUUCCUUCUGCGACGUGCUGCGCUGCUCGGACAGCAAAACUGGGAGGUUCUACGCGAUGAAGAUGGUGCCGAAAAAGAUGAGCCCUGUUGACCAGGCGUGCGUCAUGGAGGCGCACUGCCUCCGGCGCUUGGCGGACUCCCCCUGGGUGGUGUCGCUGCUCCACGAGUUCGACGGGCCGCUACAGUGGGUUGGCAUCCUCGAGCUCUGCGAGGGCGGCGAGCUGUGGGCCCUGGUGCAGCAGUGCGGCUGCUGCGCCCCGGGGGAGUCCGCCUGGCUCGCGGCGCAGAUGGUGGAGGCGCUCGCGGCGGUGCACGACGCGGGUAUAGUCCACCGCGACGUCAAGUGCGAGAACUACCUCCUCGACUCCGAGGGGCGGGUCAAGAUUAUCGACUUCGGGACCGCCCGAGACACCGCGCAUCCGGAGGUGAAGCCCAUGGGGAGGGCCUCGUCGCGCCCGCGGGUCUGGCAAAGCCCCCCGCUCAGAGGGCCUCCCAACCCGUGCUCCUGGGGCCGCAGUACGAGCACCACGUCGGGACCCCGAACUUCAUGGCCCCCGAGGUGGUGCACGGCAGGGCCAACGACCGGAGGAGCGACCUGUGGUCGCUCGGGUGCGCGGUGUACCAGCUCGUCGCCGGCGCGCCGCCGUUCGGCGCGCGGUCGCCGUUCCUGGUGCUGCAGAAGGCGCAGGCGGGCAGGCUGUGGCUGCCGGAGCGGGGCUGCAGCGCCGAGGAGAAGGACUUCAUCCGGAGCCUCGCGCACGCCGAGCCGGACCGGCGGCUGGGCGCCGGGCAGACGAGGGAGGCCCUGCAGCACGAGCUCUUCAGGCAAGUGCCGUCGAGCGCACCGGGGAGGAC